AUGAACUCCUGCUGCUCUUCCAUUACUUGUUCUGUGUCGGUGGAUAUCGAAGAUGAGGGGUUCAUCACAAAGCGAUUUGUUCAACGAAAACGGGGAAUGUUUCGGCGAGCAAACAGCAUUGAAUCUCUCUAUGGACAACCCAAGUCCUCGUUUUCACGCCCUCUGCGGGUGAGGCGAGUCCUAUCGGACCCCCAGUCUGAUACCAAGUUGGAUGUCAUUGCUCCACCUUUGCUUGUACCACGGUGGGACAGCCAAAGUUCUCCCAAGCACCGCCGAAAGAGUGUUGACACUCCUCCGUCGACGGCUCGUCUGACGGUCAUGCGAUCUCACAGUAGGAGAAAGGUCCAAGACCAGGCUUCUCUUUCUCCACUCUCUCGCCAAUCGUUAUCUCCCGUCCCACAGCUCUGCCGCUGGGGAAGCGACACUCUGGUCAAAGAUUCCAAAACAAAGGGUCCUCCACAACCAGCCAGGCAGCUGAGUCCAAUGAGGGCACCAGCAUGCUAA
Seminavis robusta is the source of this 504-nucleotide messenger RNA. The record is from the annotation of a GenBank genome assembly. NCBI's taxonomy places the organism in Eukaryota, Bacillariophyta, Bacillariophyceae, Naviculales, Naviculaceae.